GAUUUUGGAAGCAAAGCUGCCCCAUGCAACCCAACAUCGAUUCGACCGCGAAGGGUACCGGUUUGGCAGUUGAUAUAAUCGGAGAGUCCACGUAGAAGUGACGAAAAAAGAGAACAACGAUUGCUCCAUGGUGAACAGACUUUGCGAUCUUGCAUUUUGUUCGGUGAACGUGUUCCAUUGGUAGCUAAAAUUACGCUCUAUCACGAGAGCAUUUCCGAGCGUGAAAGCAAAUAGGAAAAAUCAUGCAGAACUAUGGACACGAGGAUUACAACUAUGGAGCGUCGAAUGAUGCGUCCGAUGUGCAAUCAACGAAUAGGGCUCUCCCUCAAGUUCCGAGCGCUAGACCGAUAGUGGACCCGCAAGCCGAGGGUGAGGUAGAUCCCACCAUGUAUCCUCAACCGAAGGAAGCCACGCAUAAGAUACGCGGUAAGAGCGAUAUCUUGGAGUAUCUCUUCGGUUCCGUCGAUCAAGAACUCCUCACCGUAAAGACUUUCUACUUUUUCUUCUACUCGGCCUUUGGUUCCCUGUUUCCGCUUAUGGGAGUAUAUUUUAAGCAAAUGGGUAUGAAUGCCGGACAGUGCGGUCUCCUCAUCGGUCUCAGGCCGUUCAUUGAGUUUCUCAGCGCUCCUUUUUGGGGAUCCUUAGCCGAUAGAUGGCAAAAAGGCAAACUUAUUCUAUUAGCUUCUCUUUCUUGCUGGAUUAUUUUCACUCUACCAUUGGGUUUCAUUCAGCCACCGCCAACUUCCUGCAUGGUUAGAACAGAAAAUUAUACUUAUUAUCUGGAAGCAUCCAACAGAGAACAAAGAAUUGUAAAAAGAUCGACCGACCUGGAUGAAUUAUAUUAUUCCGAAAAUAAAGAAGAGUAUCUGGAAGUUGCAUCUAAUGUCGUCUUUGAAAGAUUGCGACGAAAUACAGAUGAUAAUGAAAUAUUAGAUUAUAUGAAGAAACCAAAUUCUCUGAAAGAAACUAAUCUGUUCGAAAUACCUUUUGACAUCGUGAAAAAUGAUAUUACAAGUUUCGAUAAUAGCGAUUCUAUUGUAUACGAUUUGGAAAAUAACAGAGUCAAGAGACAAACAUCUUUCACGAAUAAGAACAACAUCGAAAAUCUGAGAUAUUUAAUACACGAAGACAAUGUCGAUUCAGAUUCAAAGACAAUCGAUUUGGAGUCAUUGCAAAAGAAAAAUCGUCCAGACGAUGUCUUGGAAUAUAAGCGUUUCAUGAAGAAUGAACGAAUAAUUGAUAGAGCAGUCCCAAAGAAAGCUCAAGUUCGUACUAAAACACGUGUUAAACCACCACCGGAAAAAAUAAUGGUAAAACGAGACGUAGAAAAAAAGCUAACAUUUUUGAAUGAGAACGAUAUUAAAAUUGAUGACAAUGAAGAAGAAACUAAAAGAAAUAUGGACAUACCAUUAAUGAGAAGUCGCAGAAGCAUAAAAACGCUUCAUGGCACCAUCUUUGGACAGAAUCAAUUGUCUCCUUUAUCGAUUACUUAUGCUACAAAUUAUAACGAAAAAGAACAUAAAGGAUGGGUGAAACCACUCUUUAGUUCCAUAGUCUAUAGAUUACCGGAUAUUCAAAAAACCUUCUUUCUUCUGCUACUAUUGGUAGUAGUCGGAGAAUUUUUUUCUGCGCCUGCUAUAACUUUAGCCGAUUCAGCUGUUAUUACUUUACUUGGUGAAGAUGCUGAUAGAUAUGGUCAUCAACGUAUGUUUGGAAGUCUUGGAUGGGGUUUAGCCAUGUUUUUUGUUGGAAUUGCUCUUGAUCAUAGCACCGCAUUUCCGGAUCAUCCGUGUAUCCCUGAUGACAGAGAAAAGAAUUAUACAAUUUGUUUUGCAAUAUUCAGCGUUUUAAUGGGUGCUGCGUUAAUAACAGCAACGCAAAUUAAUUUCAAGUAUGAUUUUGCGUCUGAGUAUCCGCAAGAAGAGAUGGGUCCGGCUGAGCCAACGCAAGAAGAAAAGCUUCAAAGUCAAUUGUCUCAGCAGCUUAAUCUUCCUGGACUUCAAGACUCUUCAGCUGCUGUAGAUCCUAAACCUCAACCUCCCGAAGGAAAGACUAAAAUGUUUGCACAAACUACAAGAGAAAUACCAGAAUGGGUGACAGUAUUGAAGCAAUUCAAGAAUUUGAAAUGCGCCUCAUUCCUUUUCGUUGCAUGGUUUAUGGGAUUUGGCAUAGGAUUGAUCUUCACUUUUCUCUUCUGGCAUCUUCAAGAUUACGGUGGUUCGCCAACUCUAUUUGGCGUGGCGUCAGUAAUCAAUCAUAUCUCCGAAAUCUUCGCAUAUUUUUUCAGUUUCAAACUUAUUCGACAGAUCGGACACGUCAAGGUAUUGUGUUUGGGUCUAGGUGGAAAUAUUCUUCGAUUCCUUUACAUAUCUUGGCUAACAAAUCCAUGGUGGGUAUUGCCUUUCGAGUUCAUUCAGGGUAUUACACAUGCGGCUGUAUGGGCCGCAUGCUGUAGCUACAUCGCCCAUAAUACACCGUCGCAGUUGCGUUCGAGUGCUCAAGGUGUUCUUCAGGGACUUCAUCAUGGGCUUGGAAGGGGAUGUGGUGCAGUAAUUGGUGGCAUGUUUGUUGCAGCUUAUGGUACGACUGCAACUUUCCGAGCGUACGGUCUCAUUUGUAUCAUUGUCCUAGCAGUCUUUGUCUUCAUCAAUUUCUAUAGAAAAGAUACCGGUUUCGUAUCUGAAUUACCACCAACGGAAGAUCCGCAUCAAGUAGCCGAAGUUACUCAUUUGGCACCACAUGGUGUACCAAGUAAUGCUAUACCGAGAGCCCUCAGUUCUACCCGCUUACAUGAACUAGCUAAUCAAGAUGCUGGUUAUGGUGCUACUUAUCAAACUGCUGGUGGAAAUCUGGCCGUACCCGGUGCUAAUGGAGGUCCUGGCAAUCCAACAAAUCCAUUCAUAAACGGCGGAGGUGGCGGCGAAGGUGGAUAUAAUUACGGUAUGACUGGCAAGGGAGAGGACGAGUAUAUUCGUAGGAGCUUCCAGAUCUACAAUGAAGUGGUGGGUAGGGAAUUCGAUGUCGUAAAACCAACUAUUCAACUACACGCCCAACAACCAUGCACCAAUCCUUUUCAUCAACACGACUACGACUGUCUCUCACGGAAAGGACUAUUGAAGAAACUACGGUUCUUAAUAAAUCAUUUGGACUUACGUAUGAUCGUAAAGUGCUUCAAUCGAGGACUGUUUGCCGAUGAUCCGGAUAUUAUCUGCGUCGGAUACAACGAGAUCGUGCGACGUGGUUUGCACAACACUGUGUAUGUUGAAGCUAUAGUCAACAGAUACAAGGAGUUGUACGAAUGCAACGCACUUAUGAUUCCCGCUAAUGGUAAUACAUUGUUGGAAAAUUCUCAGGGUGGUCAUACAACCUUGAUGGGGCAAGGAAAUUCACCAAAAUCUAUUCUCAAAAGAACAUCGGAAGUAGAUAUAGAAGAUGUUACCAGUGCGAAGAAACGUCAUAAAAAUCCACAACCGAAAAAUGCAGUAUGUGCAUUAAACGAGCUAAAAACUGGAGCUACGUACAAAGUAGUGGGGCAGACUGGACCUACACAUGCUCCAAUAUUUACAAUUGCGGUACAGAUCGAUGGACAGACGUACGAAGGGAAAGGACGUACCAAAAAGAUGGCAAAACAUGCAGCUGCUGAACUCGCUUUGCGAAAUAUUAUUCAGUUUAGAAAUACGCCCGAGGUUCAUCAAGCUAUUAAUACUUGCCAGCCUGUUGUGCCUCUCGAGCCGGAUUUUACGAGCGACGUAACAGAACGUGAUAAUCAUCUUGUCAAUGCAUUUAAAACAUUAACACAAGAGCCAAAGAAUACGAAUAAGUUUUUAGAUAAAGGUCCAGUGGCGUUGAUCAACGAAUUAUAUCCGGGAGUUAUAUACAACUGUAUAUCCGAUAAUGGAGAAAGUUAUGCAAAGUUUACGAUAUCGGUAACUAUUGACGGAGAAACGUUUGAGGGAACAGGCCCGAGUAAAAAAUUGGCGAAAGCGGCGGCGAGUAAAGCCGCUUUAGCGAAAUUGCGAAAUGUCCACAGUUCUUCGUUUUGUAUACCGCUACCUGUUCGCAUUUUGCCGAAUUUUUCAAAUUCUGCGCAUUGGCAAGAACAAAUGACUUUACCGCAAAUGUUGGCCGAUAAAAUUGGCAAAAUGGUAAAUCAGAAAUUUAGCGAACUUAUUCAGAGCAAACCGCAACAUGCACGGCGUAAAGUUUUAGCCGGUAUUGUGCAAACCAAAGGACCAGAUGCGGAACUGAUAUGUGUCACUACUGGUACGAAAUGCGUUUCGGGCGAGCAUUUGAGCGUUAGUGGUGGUGCUGUGAAUGAUUGUCACGCGGAAGUUGUAGCACGGCGAUGUCUCUGUGAAUAUCUGUACAAACAAUUAGAGUUGCAUACCGAGGAUAAAAGUGCAGAAUCUAUUCUCGAGCCAGUUAAAAAAGGAUUUAAAUUAAAACAAGGCAUCCAAUUUCACUUAUAUAUAAAUACCGCACCUUGCGGUGACGCGAGAAUUUUCUCGCCUCAUGAAGAAAAUGAAUCCAUAGAUAAACAUCCUAAUAGACGAGCUAGGGGUCAAUUACGUACCAAAAUAGAAUCUGGCGAAGGAACUAUUCCUGUAAAGAGUAACGAGGGUAUUCAAACUUGGGAUGGCGUACUAAUGGGUCAAAGACUGCUGACGAUGUCGUGUUCGGACAAAAUAGCUCGGUGGAACGUACUUGGUGUGCAGGGUGCACUUCUAAGCCACUUCAUCGAGCCAAUUUACUUCCACAGCAUUGUUCUCGGCAGUCUUUUGAACCCGAGUCAUAUGUAUAGAGCAGUCUGCGGUCGUAUCGAAAACACUAUUCAAGGUUUACCACCGCCGUAUAGACUCAAUAAACCGUUAAUGAGUCUAAUCACAUCUUCUGAAGUCAGACAACCUGGAAAAGCACCUAAUUACAGCGUCAAUUGGACUAUCGGACAGAGCGAAGCCGAAGUCAUAAAUUGCACAACUGGUAAAGAUGAAUUGGGAAAACCAUCUAGAAUAUCUAAGCAAGCAUUCUUUAGAAGAUUCUUUAAUCUCUUAAGUAAGCUUCCAACCAUAGAUGAUGUUGAUGAGAAUCGUUGUCGCCAUUAUCUUGAUGCAAAAUCUUCAGUACAAGACUAUUCGCUUGCCAAACGUCAGUUGAAGGAUGCUUUUGUGAGAGCGCAGCUGGGAAGUUGGGUGAAAAAACCGAUUGAGCAAGAUAUGUUUGAAGUCGACAUCUGACUAAAUCGUAAUAGUAAUAACAUCAGGAGAAACGAUGCAAAAAAUCAAGUCACGGAAUAUGUAGUUCCUAGUGCAAAAUAGAUAGCUCGUUCGGCGUGUCAUAAUAUGGCAGAAUUUGGUAUCAGUAAAGCAUAAAUCGUAGGAUUUCGCGCAUGUAUUAAUCUUGCGCCUUAUGAUCUCAAUAUAUUUAUCGUGUUCAGAGUAUAUUACGAAAAAUAUUUAUAAUUAUUAACAGUUUUGUUCUCUAAAGUGUAGUCGAUAGAAAAAUGCUCCAGAAGCUUAUAUUAUUUUGACGUAUCAAUAGCGAUAGUUGACAAAAAAUUGAUUCAUUCAUUACACAUAUCCGUGAAAAUUUCUUAGAGUAUUAAUAUAGUUUGUAAUGUGUAUGUAUGUGUGUCCACGCGUGCAUGUCGACGUGUUAGUGCUUCUCAUCAAUAAACUUUUCAAAGGUUUGAUGCACUCUUUGCAACAAAUAAUUAAAAUAUUUAGUAAAAAAAAAAUUUAUAUUCAGAUAUGAUUCUUUUCUUACUCUCAGAAUAAUUUUGUCAUUUUCUGUAGACAUAUUUUUACAGUUUAGUCUAUUAAUUUUAAUCAUCAAAUAGACAUUUUUGUUCAUUUCCAUAAUAUAGGCGACUAAUUCUGAAAGAACGAUUUCGCGAAUAUAGUCUUGAAUUAAAAUAUAGUUUAAAAGCAACAUAUUAGUGUCUUAUAUAUAAAUGCAUUGUACCUACAAUAUCCUCAGAUAACAUUCUAGGCCAGAGAUACGCAAAUUUUAUGAGUAGUUGCAAAUAAUAAAUAAUAUCUAAUAUUUCCUUUCAAUAGGAUUAUAUAUAAUUUGUCAAUUGAUGUAAUGCAUUUAUAAUAGUAUGCACUUAUACGCAUGACACGAACAUUGUGUAUCAUACACAAUAAACAUAUCUUUGCAUAAGUGUGUAUGAAAGCUAAUCUUUCUCAAUUAAAAUCUUGCGUAUUUCUGUUUAAAAUUAUCUGAAGUUUAAAACUUUGUCUGUAAAUUAGAGAAUGCUAUCUGGGGUCUUCUUGUAGGGCAUUAGAUAUUAUAGCAACGAGUUAAGUUGCGACACACCUUGCAUCCUCAACGGCUGUGAUUGGAUUCAGAUCUGAAAAAUGGAUCGUAAUCGUAAAAGAUACCAACUUCGUCGCAAAGUUUAGGCGAGAGAGACGGGACAGAAUUUCUCAUCACUAGUUUCAAUAAUAAUUUCAAUUUUCCGUUAUAAUAGCAAUGUAAGCGUUUUUUCGUUUAUCCAUUUUACUCUUGCUUAGAAUUAAUAUUACAUUCAGAAAUACAUCUAAUUGUUAGCUUUCAAUAUAUGUGUUUCUUGUAACAAAAAAAAUAUUGCGUUUUAAAGAUAUCGCAUACAAAAAAUCUUGACAGCGAAUUAAGAACAUGAGAUAUAAAUUAGAAAUAUACUAACUGUCUGCAACUGUCCGCAGCCGGUUUAAAUGUAGUAGUUGGUUAUUACUUUCAAUGCAUAGAGAAUAUACAAGAAAAUAUACAAGAAUUAAGCAAAUAUGUGGAAGUGGGUGGUAUAUAAAAAAACAUGAUAAUAAUUACUUAUGCGACGUGUAUGAUUACAUAGUUUUUCAGAUUAUUAAGUAUUAAUAGUAUAUUUAGAGAAUCCUAAGGUCAUUGCCUCACUGUGCCAGUAUUAUGAUUAAUGCAAUUCUGCCGUAAUGACACACUGCCCGGUGCUGGUCCAGUUUUGCAUAAAGAACUUGUUUGAUUUAAUUUAAUAUAGAGCAAGAACACCAAAUAUUUUUUUCCCUUUAGAAUAUUAUUGUACAUAGAUCAUUAUUAGAAAACAUUAAGUAUUUUUUUCUCGGAUAGGUAUGUCCCCUGUUCCUGUAUAAUAAAGUCCUAUAGAAAAAGAGACCUUAAUUAUAAAUACGUUACAUAUACAAUUAAUUUUACGAUAAAUAUCACAUGCAAACUCUUUUUUGUGCUAUACAUUUUAUAUUUCCUUAAUUGAUACAGUAAUUUAAUUAUUAUAUGAAUUUAUAUAUUCAAAGUGUCUCUAUGUUUAAAUUAUAUUAAAUGAUGUACGAUAUCACACAUCCGAGUACAAAGUAGCUUAUUUUCUUUCUAUAUAAACAUAGAUAGGAUGUAUUCAAAUUGUUUUUCUCUUGUUGUGCGCAUUCGACAAACAGAUUGCGUAACUUAUAAUGAAUAAUCUGGCUCGUGUAUGUUGGAGUUAAUAUGUGAUAUUAAUAUUGUAUUUAUGCUAACCGCAUCAACGAAUUUUGCUUUAUUUUUCUGUCUGUUUUGUGAUAAAUAUAUUUAAUAAAAAAAAGGACGACAGAUUUCGAUACAUGGCGGCAGCGAAAAAGAAUGUAUGUAUAUCUGCACUACAUCGUCCGAAUAUAGCAGGUUGGUAAUCGAAAGAGUUAUCGUACCAUUUAUAGAAGGAGUUUUAAUAUUGCGUUUAGCGAUACUACACAUACAAAUCAUUUUUCAUACAAUCUCCAUAUACUUGAGUAUUAUCUGUACAAUAUAUACAUAUAUGGAAAACCAAAGAAACGACAGUACUGAAAGAUGAUAUUGAAAUAUUCUUUCUCCAUAAAUAGUACGAUGCCUUUUCUUACCAUACAUGUAUGAUACAUAUAAUUGUGUAAUACUUGUUGCUCACUGUAAAUCGAACGCUGGAAUUUUACGUAAGAUUUAUAAUAGCCUCAUAUUCUAUUUAUUUAUUCAAAAUGUCAAUUUAUGUGAUUGUAUUCAGUAAAAUAUUAUAUUUAUCUUAGCUUAUUAUUUAAUUGAAAAUGUAUUUGCAGGAUACUGGAACAAGUAUUCUUUCAUUAUCUAUUCUUUAUGCUUUAUUCAAUGACAAGCGCAAAAAGACAUUAACUAUAAUUCGAUUUUAUUGUAACAGCUCACUCUCUCUUUUAUUUAUCACAUUUUCGUAUUAUUAAUCGAAUAUACCGUUAAACGAUCAUAAAACUCUUUAAUAAAAUAAUAAAUUUUGUCAAUCUCUUGAAUAGAAUGUACAAAAAUAAUUACAAAGGCUUUCCAUACAGAAAAUGGAUUGGAGUUUGUUGAAGAUUAUAUGCCUAUUUGAAACUAGUGAUAAUAAUAAUCUUGCUUUUUCAGAAAGGAUGCACAUAAAAUAAAAAAAGUAGAGAAAUCGUUUAAUAUAUUUAUGUAUCUAAUAGCGCUUGUGUUUAAAAAGACGAAGGAAUAAGAAGAUAUAUGAAAAAUGUCAUAAUUAUAAGACCCUAUGAAGUAAAAAAAGAAAUGUUUUCCCUCUAAAUUUAUUUCAGUUUCCAUUCAUAAGUUAUUGUUUGCACAGAAAAAAGCACUUUGUAAAAUUAAACAUGAUUUAAAGUUUAGGAACACAUUUCAUCACAUAUAAAUAUAAUCAUAGGGUGUAGCUGCAAUAUUCUAUAUUAUAAAAAUCAUAUAUAAAAUUUCAAACAGGCAAUAAUUUAUUUCUAUAGCAAUUCUUUUAUCAUAUGUAUGAUACUCGACUUCAAACACAUAAGCAAGUGUAUUAAACUCAGUGUUCUUAUUAUAUUUAUUAUGGUAUUAAUGUUAUCAGUAUUAAAAUAUUUAUAGGAUAUUCUCUCUUUAAUGUCUUUAUCGCGAUUAUUUGAAAAGCAAAAUUUUAGCUAGUAUAGAUUGUAGAUAUCGAAAUAUUGCUCUACCAAAAAAUAUAUAGAUGAUAUUUUAUCGUUAAAAAUAUGCAAUACAAAGAAGUCCAGUUUUAUUAGCGGUAAUCUCUCAUUUAAUAACAAUAAUAAUAAUAUAGAGGAAAACUAUAUAGUUUUCCACUAUAUCUAUUGGUUUCCUUGAUCUCUUCUUCCAUCAUAUAAUAUACUAGUUUGCGAGUAUUUUACGUACAGAUAAUGUACAUUAUUGCAUUUUAUUAUCGCAUUGUACGGUAUAAUAACGCGAUGUAAGGCAAUACGAUACAGUAUAAAACACAUCAUAGUAAUAAUAUAUAGCUCAUUAAAAAAAAUUCAAAUUGUAUAAAAGAAAACUCAAAGUAAAUUUAGCGAUAUUAAUCAUAGUAUUAGUCAAUUUUACUUCGAUUACGAUCUUUCAUCCGUUUACGCUCAAAUAUGUAUUAUGAUCGAGAUCCCCUGAGCAUUUAAAUCAAGUGUAUUAACUGUCGAGCGAAUUUGUAGUCGGCUAGAUUUUAAGCUUGAUUAGUGCCUCUAGAUAUAAGUACUCAAAAAUUAAAACAAUCUAGUUUAACUUGCAAAAUAAAUCUUUAUUUACCAG
Formica exsecta is the source of this 9474-nucleotide messenger RNA. Its product is annotated as double-stranded RNA-specific editase Adar-like. Bases 243 to 5234 code for a protein of 1663 amino acids. Gene Ontology annotation, molecular function: tRNA-specific adenosine deaminase activity; double-stranded RNA adenosine deaminase activity; double-stranded RNA binding. Gene Ontology annotation, cellular component: cytoplasm; nucleolus. The transcript has 19 exons. NCBI's taxonomy places the organism in Eukaryota, Metazoa, Arthropoda, Insecta, Hymenoptera, Formicidae. Gene Ontology annotation, biological process: adenosine to inosine editing; RNA processing. The record is from RefSeq and is a predicted model, not a curated record.